GGGCGGUGGGGACGGCGCACGCACCCAGAGUCACUUGUCAGCGCUCGUCUGAAGCGGAGGCAGCGCCACGCCGGACUCGAGUUUCUUUCAUUUUCUGGGAUUGAACUUUGAGCUGUUAGAGCCAUGAGCAACUACAGUGUGUCCUUGGUUGGCCCAGCUCCUUGGGGUUUCCGGCUGCAAGGUGGCAAGGAUUUCAACAUGCCUCUGACAAUCUCUAAUCUAAAAGAUGGAGGCAAAGCAUCCCAGGCAAAUGUAAGAAUAGGCGAUGUGGUUCUCACCAUUGAUGGAAUAAGUGCACAUGGAAUGACUCAUCUUGAAGCCCAGAACAAGAUUAAGGGUUGUACAGGCUCUUUGAAUAUGACUCUGCAAAGGGCCUCUGCUACACCCAAGCCUGAGCCAGUCCCCGUUCAAAAGCCCACAGUCACCAGCGUGUGUUCCGAGACUGCUCAGGAGCUAGCAGAGGGGCAGAGAAGAGGAUCCCAGGGUGACAGUAAACAGCAAAAUGGUAACCCUGGCACCGUGAAAACUCCACCUAAACGUCCACCAAGAAAACACAUCGUGGAGCGCAAUACGGAGUUUUAUCACAUACCGACUCACAGUGAUGCCAGCAAGAAGAGACUGAUGGAGGACACUGAAGACUGGCGUCCGAGGACUGGAACAACUCAGUCUCGCUCUUUCCGAAUCCUCGCCCAAAUCACUGGGACUGAACAUCUGAAAGAAUCGGAAACUGAAAAUACAAAGAAGGCAAAGGAAAAGAUACCCCUUCACGUCUUUAGUCCCAAAUACACAAAAUUACGUGACUGGCACCAUGAAGUUUCAGCACGUGCUCUUAACGUACAGUGAUUUAUGAGUCUUGCCCCCUGCCCCAAGCAGCCAGCACAUACCUUUUCAUUCAGUUUUUCUUUUUUUCCAACCUCAUAGCAAAAUCUAUAUUAAAUUUGCCUUACAAAAAAAAAAAAAAAUAGAAACCUUUUCUAUACUUUUCUAACCAUUUCUUGCUGUUGUGAAAAAGAGGAAGAUGAAUUUGUUUUGUGCUAAUCAGUAGCUCACAAAUGUUAAACCAAGAGAGCAAAUUAAGGGACUGGAUCUGUUCGGUGGAUUUCCGUCGGUAUCCAUUGUUACUAGGGUAGUGACCUUGGAAAAGGAAUUCUUUCUGUAAGUUGAAUUUGGUUGGUUGUGUGAAGCAGAGACAGAUGAGCAAAUAAUGUCCUUGUCUAAUUUGGAAAAUACUUCCUUUAUGUUACUACAUUUCCUAAGAUUACUUUUAAAUUCAUUAUUACAUAAUGUUCAACGUGGGUUGUAAAUUACUCCUAAGCAAAUGUCAGAAGAUAAGAGAAAACAGAGAAGACUGUAUUAGAAUAGUUUGUUGUAGAUUUGGGUAUUUUUUUUAAAGCAGGUACUCAGGAUAGCUCUGAAGAGGAGGAGGCCCAAAUUUGGCUCCUAUUACAGGAAAGCAGAGAAUUCUGCCCCUACUUGCAAUGGGGAAAUAGAGUGUUCUUUUGGUUUGGUUAGUUUCAAAAAUCCUCCUUGUUACCAAAGGAAAUAUUUCUAAACUGGUGGAUGUUUUUAGGGUAUAAACAACUUCCAGGCAUUAACUAGUAAGAAAUAGAAAAGAUAAUUUUGCUUUGUUUUUAAAUGAACAUAAAAUAAGUUAUGAAUGAUUCUUUAUGUGACAUCAGAGAAGUAUUUUACUGAGUGAUAAAUAAACAAUUGUGUGUUCCUGCUGUUCCUAGGAAACUAUGUUUUGGGCAAUACAUGCAAGCUAACAUCUGACCAGAAAUGCUUUCUGUUUUGUAAUAUAAUGUAUUAUAUAUUAGUUAUACAUUCAAUAAUAAAUGCAUUUUGUAGUUUGGAAAAGUACUGUAAUAAAGUUGCCUUUAACUUAGCUUUGUAAUUGUUUUCUGUUUCCAUGAAGCUAGUAAUCGUGUCAUCUAAGACUUGUUACACCACCACUUACAUAAAAUAAAUAAUUCUCUUGACAUUUCAUUCAGAAAACAUUUUUAAUUUUGCGAGGCUGCUAAAAUGAGUGUGGAAUAUGAUAAAGCCCUGUAUUUUUUUUUUUUUUUUUUUUUUUUGGUAUCUGAAUUGUCAUGUUAUUUAACAUAAUGUCUUACGUGAGUAACAAGAUUAGUUAUAAGUAAGCUUUAUACCCAAUGUGGGACUUGAACUCACAACCCUGAGAUCAAGAGUUGCAUGCUGUAUACCCAUGGAGCCAGGCAGGCACCCCCAUUCAGGGCAUUUUUAUUUUUCCAGGUUUUUGUUUUUUUGUUUUUUUGUUUUGCUUUGAUAUCAUCAUAGACUAGGUCAACUGCCUGAUAAUUUGGAGAAACUAACAUUAAUUUCGGUUAGUGAUUACUAUUUAAAAUUUAGCACACCAAGUGUACUUAAAAAUAAUUCUAAGAUUUACCUGUGCUCAUUUCCACUGUACUUCAUAAUAUGCUAAGGUGUCUUUCUUUUACUGUAGCAGUUCUUCUUCAGAUACUGCUUGUGAUUUUAUGGCCCUAACAUCAAUCCAUUAUUACUAUGUCUCUGGCCUCUGUACGGAAAUAGACCUUCUUAGACCAGGCUUCUUAUACCUAAUACUUCUCAUUCAACUCAAAAGAUGAUAUUUGAAAGUAGGUGGAAUCAAAUUCUCAUGAAAAUAAAUGGUGGAAUAAACAAGGUAUUUCCCACCAGGAGCCAAAUUUCCAACACCAGAGUUGAGAGAGAGUGCAACUAGAUGAGAGUUUUAAGUAAAUAAAAGAAUUUCUUCCUAAUAAAGGCAGGAGAGCAUGUAUAGAACUUUAUACCUUGAAAUAAGUACAAUUGGAAAUAAGAAUUUAAUACCUUACUAAUUAAAAAAAAAGUAAUGUCUCAUUGAAAGCAUACACUUAGAUAAGCGAAGGAGCUGUAUUUGAGUAUGAGUGUGAGUGUUCAGUCAGGAUCACAAAAGACAUUCCAUUUGACCCCAUCAGAGGUUGAAUUCCUGUGUUCAGUUAAUCUUCUGGGACAUCUUAUAUUCCUAGCUUAAAAGCUAGCCAAAUAUUGUAAAAGCUCCUUGCAAAAAUAUUAUUGUAAGUCUGGUGACCUAAUUUAUAGCUUGUUUUUGUUUGUCUCUCUGAUACAGAGUUUCUUUAUCAUAGGCUUGUUUUUAAUGUAAAAUUUGAAAGUUAAGAAUUUUCAACGUUUUUACAAGGUUUUACCAGUUACAAGAUGGAAUGUUACCCACAGAGUGAAUAUUUUUGUUCCCUUGAAAAAUAUAUUGUUUGUGGAAACGGAAAUAUACUCAUUUUGUACAUCAUUAUGCCCUUUUGGAAGACUGAGAUAAAAAUAUUGUAGGGAGCUUAUUUAAUAAAAAUUGUGAUAUUAAGAUAGAGAGUAGCCAUCCCAUCUUUUAUUCAGAUUUAUUCAGAAAUUUGGGUGAAUUGAUUUCCCCAAAUGAAAAAGUUCAUAAUUGUUGCACUUCCGAUGUGUAUUUAAAAUCAUAUAAAUCACAAAUAUUUAUUGCCUGAGUUAUUCUUUCACACAAAUAAUUACUGAAUACUUAAAUGGCAGGCACUGAUGAACUAGAGAUUAAAUAAUGAGUAACAGAUAAAUAUAUAAAUAAAGUGAUCUGAGAUAAUUGUGUUACUAAGAUAAAUUCGUAUAAAGGAAAUUUGGCUUAGGGAGGGAUUACUUAGGUUGUGUGGAUCUCUGAGGAGAUGACGUUAAUGCCAUCACCUGAGAGAGGAAAAAGAGUCAGCCACGUGAUGACUUGGGGUCACCGUUCAAGGCAGACGAAACGAGUGUGGAAACCCUGAGGCGAGCAGGAGUGUGGCAAUUACACAGAACGGAAAGGACAGUGUAGCCAAAAUGUGGUAUGUGACCGGAAGCAUGAUAUAAAAAUGUCAUACAUAUGCGUAUAACUUACAUUCUCCAUACUGUCCACAGCAUAUGGAAUGGGAGGUUGUCUUCUGUCUAACUACUUUCAAGACAGAUUUAAAAAUAAAGAACCAAGGUGGUAUGUCAAAGGUUUAUCAAAGCUAAAUAAAGUACAUUCACUUAUUUGUGCUGCUCUCAGCAUAGGUAUCAAUUUAAUGCUUUUCCCAUUAGACCCACUGAAGACUUACAAAAAGGAGGCAUUAUUAUAGUAUAUGUUGGUAACAUAUUUGUAGGGAACAGCUAUAAAACACACAUAAAGGCACUAAAAAACAAAACUUCCAACAUACAGAAAUUAGACCUAUAUCGUGGCACCUGGGUGGCUCAGUCAGUUAAGUGUCCAACUCUUGGUUUCAGCUCAAGUCAUGAUCUUGGAGUUUGUGAGAUUGAGCUCCGCAUCAGGCUCUGUGCUGUUAGCACAGAUUGGGAUUCUCUCUCUGUCUGUCUCUCUGCCCCUCCCCUGCUUGCUUGUGCACACGCUCUCUCUCUCUCAAAAAUAACCUUUAAAAAAAAAAAAAAGAAA
Messenger RNA from Panthera uncia (snow leopard), 4420 nucleotides. RefSeq names its product PDZ and LIM domain 5 (gene PDLIM5). Bases 124 to 843 code for a protein of 239 amino acids. Gene Ontology annotation, molecular function: actin binding; muscle alpha-actinin binding. The transcript has 10 exons. Gene Ontology annotation, cellular component: Z disc; stress fiber; adherens junction. The record is from RefSeq and is a predicted model, not a curated record. Gene Ontology annotation, biological process: actin cytoskeleton organization; muscle structure development; heart development. Lineage: Eukaryota; Metazoa; Chordata; Mammalia; Carnivora; Felidae.